AACCCUGCGCCGUUCAUCUCUUUCAGACAUCGUAGCAGCAUCGUAGCCACCUCCUCUGUUCUUCUCUGCUCUGCUUCUGCAAUCCCCAUGGCGGACGCGAAGCAACAAGUCCACCUCAACGGCGCCUACUACGGCCCUCCGGUGCCCCCCAGGAACCGCUCCUUCCGCAGCGUCGGCCGUUCCUCCGGCUGUUGCUGUGGGCCCUGCUGCCUCGUCUGCAACCUCUUCAAGUUCCUCCUCUCCCUCGUCAUCGCCCUCGGCGUCGUCAUCCUCGUCCUCUGGCUCGUGUUCCGCCCCAACCAGCCCAAGGCCCGCGUCGAAACUGCCUCCCUGACCCAAUUCGACCUCGCCAACUCCACCACCCUCAGCUACAACCUCUCCUUCGACCUCACCGUCCGCAACCCCAACCGGCGGAUGUCCUUCUACUACGACCGCCUGGAGGCGCGCGCGGAAUACGACGGCGACCGGUUCGGCUUCACCAACCUGCCCACCUUCUACCAGGGCCACAAGAACACCACCGUGAUCAGGACGAUUCAUUUCGGCGGCACGCAGCCGAUGUUCGGGGACUCCGUCGACGAGACCUACCGGAGGGAAAGGAGCGAGGGAUUCUACUACAUCGACGUCAAGGUGCGCGCCAAGAUGAGGGUCAAAGUUUGGAUCUUUAAGCUCCGAUACAACCGGCCGCACAUCGACUGCACGCUGAAGCUGCCGGUGCCGGGCUCCGGCGGCGUCUUCGAGAGCACCGGCUGUGAUGUGCACAUCUUCUGAUAGAUUCCGGCCUCGUACACUCCUCCAUCCACGCGCGUAUAGAUUAUACAAUAUACAGGAUCUAUAUUUGUUCAUGUUGUGAUCGAUUGCUCUGUAUUGUGCCAUUUUUUCCACAUAUGAUCUAUUGUUUGAUAUAUGUUUGUAGUUAUUAUGCUUAGAUUAUAUGUCAUAGAUACUGAUUACUCGUCGCUA
This is a messenger RNA of Zingiber officinale, 960 nucleotides long. Its product is annotated as NDR1/HIN1-like protein 3. The transcript has a single exon. Gene Ontology annotation, biological process: defense response to other organism. The record is from RefSeq and is a predicted model, not a curated record. The coding region runs from base 88 to 768 and encodes 226 amino acids. Lineage: Eukaryota; Viridiplantae; Streptophyta; Magnoliopsida; Zingiberales; Zingiberaceae.